Messenger RNA from Didymodactylos carnosus, 1005 nucleotides. The record is from the annotation of a GenBank genome assembly. Lineage: Eukaryota; Metazoa; Rotifera; Eurotatoria; Philodinida; Philodinidae.
AUGUAUAUGAGCGACAGUAGUACAAGCGAAAAUGAAGACAAUAAUUCAACGCCGAUGGAAGAUAACACAAAAACAUUUCAAAAACGUUUGCUUAAAACAUUUGGAAAAGUUAGAAACCAGGGUGAUUAUUGUGGUGGUGGUCGUUUAACAGAUGUUUGUAAUCCUGGACUGAUGAUAGAUGGUACAGAAGAAUAUAUUACAUUUCCAUUAUUACCAUCACAAGCAAAAUUAAUUGGUGAAAAAUGUUCAUUAGCACCAUUUGGUAGAAAAGAUGAAACAAUUUUCGAUACAUCAAUUCGUCAUACAUGGCAAUUAAAUCCAUCAUCAUUUAGAAUAACAAAUUCAAAAUGGAAUAAAUUUACAUUAAAUAAUUUAAAACCAAAAAUUGUUUCUCAUUUAGGUUUAGAUAGUAGUUGGAUUAAAAAUAAUUUAAUUGAUUUACAAUUAUAUAAAUUAUUAUUAUAUGAAAAUGGUAGUUUUUUUAAAUGUCAUCGUGAUAGUGAAAAAGUGAAUGGUAUGUUUGGUACAUUAGUUAUUAUUUUACCAUCAUGUUUUAAUGGUGGAGAAUUUAUUAUUAAACAUAAUAAUCAAGAACAAAUAUUUGAUUAUUCAUCACCAAAAAGUGAUCAUGAUUAUCAUUAUUUAGUUUUUUAUGCUGAUUGUCAACAUGAAAUUCUUCCAAUAACAAAUGGUUAUCGUUUAUCAUUAGUUUAUAAUGUUGUAAUUAAUAAAGACAAAAUACAUUUAUGUUCAGAAAUUCCAUUACCUAUUUCGGAUGAAGAAAAUAUUCAAAAUGUUUGUCAAGCGUUAAUAAAUUGGUCGGAAGUUAGAAAUAGUCCGUUAAAAUUAGUUAUUCCUUUGGAACAUAAAUAUGUAAGUAAUGUAUCGAUCUUGGUGGAAAAUAUCGAAAGGAAAAAUGUCGAUAAAAAAAGAGCAAAACGUCGAAGAGGAAAAAUUAGAAAAACAAAAAUCCCCAAAAGCAAAAAACCAAAACCGCGAAAAGGA